This is a messenger RNA of Erinaceus europaeus (western European hedgehog), 3851 nucleotides long. RefSeq names its product tudor domain containing 7 (gene TDRD7). Bases 207 to 3611 code for a protein of 1134 amino acids. Gene Ontology annotation, biological process: spermatogenesis; lens fiber cell differentiation; lens morphogenesis in camera-type eye. The transcript has 18 exons. The record is from RefSeq and is a predicted model, not a curated record. NCBI's taxonomy places the organism in Eukaryota, Metazoa, Chordata, Mammalia, Eulipotyphla, Erinaceidae.
AGCGGGGCGGGGGCUUGAGGUGACUCUCCCGAGUCGCGGCGGCUGUGGCGGGCGGCGGCGACGACGGCGGCUCCUGCCGAGCCGGGAAACCGAAAGUGGGCGGCGGCCGCGCUGGUGGCCCCGGCGGAGACGGCGGCGGGAGCAGGGCCGAGAGACGCGGGGACGGGCCGGGAGCCCCCGGAACGAGAUUUUGUCUCCUUUUAAAAAUGGACGUGAGGGGGGCCAGGAGAUGGCUGCCAUGCACGAGGCCCCGGGGUCAAGCUCUGGCACUACAAGGAAAUACCGCAGCACCAGUGGAUGCUCCACAGGUGAAGAUGCUGGAAGCAGAUCUAGUUUCAAAAAUGCUACGAGCUGUCCUACAGUCUCAUAAAAAUGGAGUAGCAUUACCCCGACUCCAAGGAGAGUACAAAUCCUUGACUGGUGACUGGAUCCCCUUCAAGCAGUUAGGUUACCAUACACUAGAAGCCUAUCUGAGAAGUGUGCCAGCAGUUGUCAGGAUAGAGACUAGUAGAUCUGGAGAGAUAACCUGCUAUGCUGUGGCUUGCACAGAAACUGCAAGAAUUGCUCAGCUGGUGGCUCGUCAGAGGAGUUCUAAAAGGAAAACUGGGCGGCAAGUUAAUUGUCAGAUGAGAGUAAAGAAAACCAUGCCAUUUUUUCUAGAAGGAAAACCAAAAGCGACCCUCAGACAACCAGGAUUUUCUUCAGAUUUUUCUGUCAACCAAAAGCCUAACCCAGCACUGUUGAGAGACAAAGGAAGCCCUCUUGGAAUUAAGUCUGAUGUCGAAAUGCCACCUUACACGUUACACUCAACCAUCGGAAGUGAAGUAUUCAGAGAUGUUCCGGUACAGAGGCAGUUGUCCGUGCCUACUAACAACAGGUUCAGUUCAAAGGUAUGCCUCUCACCUGCUUUUCAGAUGCAACUCUCAAGAACCUGCACUAAGGAAAUGAGCGAUAAUUUAAAUCAGACUUUUGAAAAACCAAAUGUCACGCCUCCUGCCUCUUACACUUAUAAAUUGGAUGAGGUUCAAAACCGAAUAAAGGAAAUACUACACAAGCAUACCAAUGGCAUUUGGGUAUCUAAACUGCCACAGUUUUACAAAGAGCUAUAUAAUGAAGAACUGAAUCAAGGAAUUUUACAGCAGUUUGAACACUGGCCUCACAUUUGCACGGUGGAAAAGCCUUGCAGUGGUGGUCAGGAUUUACUUCUUUAUCCAGCUAAGAGAAAGCAGCUUUUGAGAAGUGAACAGGAAGCUGAAAAAGUGCCUCCAUCCCUAUUACCUCUGCCAAAACAAAUAUCACCAUUAAAAGAGUGUCCGACAGCUAUGCCAGGAGACUUUAAAGAGAAAGUUGCAGAGCUGCUGGGGAAGUACUCAAGUGGUCUUUGGGCCAGUGCACUCCCCAGAGCAUUUGAGGACAUGUACAAAGUGAAAAUCCCUGUAGAUGCCUUAAAAAAUCUUGCCUUGCUUUCUGAUGUGUGCACCAUUGACUACAUUUCUGGCAAUCCCAAGAAAGCAAUUCUCUAUGCUAAACUUCCAUUGCCUGCCGACAAACUUCUAAAGGAUGCUGAACAAGCACAAGGCGAUUAUGACAUCAAGUCUAUGAUUGAACAAGAAUAUAUGCAAAUAGAAGAAAACAUCGCCGAAAGCGCUGACGCUGUCCUGGAGAAUAUAGUGAUUCCUUCACUAACCAUUCCAACUGAGGCAUCCCCAUCUGUACUGGUGGUUGAGCUAAGUAACACAAAUGAAGUGGUUAUCAGAUAUGUGGGCAAAGAUUAUUCUGCUGCUCAGGAAUUAAUGGAAGAUGAGAUGAAGGAGUAUUACAGUAAGAACCCUAAGGUCACACCAGUCCAGACUGUGCAGAUUGGACAGUUGCUGGCAGUCAAUGCUGAGGAGGAUGCUUGGCUCCGGGCACAGAUCAUUUCAACAGAAGAGAACAAAAUUAAGGUAUGCUAUGUUGACUAUGGCUUUAGUGAAAAUGUGGAAAAGAACAAAGCAUACAAACUGAACCCAAAGUUCUGUUCACUCUCAUUUCAAGCUACAAAGUGUAAGCUAGCAGGAUUGGAAGUUCUAAGUGAUGAUCCUGAUUUAGUGAAGGUGGUUGAAUCUUUAACUUGUGGAAAGAUCUUUGCAGUGGAAAUACUUGAUAAAGCUGAUAUCCCACUUGUUGUUCUGUAUGAUACCUCAGGAGAAGAUGAUAUCAAUAUCAAUGCCACCUGCUUAAAGGCCAUAUGUGACAAGUCACUAGAGGCUCACCUUCAGGUUGAUGCCAUGUACACAAAUGUCAAAGUGACUAAUAUUUGCUCUGAUGGCACACUGUACUGCCAGGUGCCUUGUAAGGGCCUGAAUAAGCUCAAUGACCUUCUGCAUAAGAUCGAGGACUACUUCUAUUGCAAGCACAUGACCUCUGAGUACUUCAUUUCAAUACCCUUCUGUGGGAAAAUCUGUCUCUUCUACUGCAAAGGAAAAUGGCUGCGAGUAGAGAUCACAAAUGUUCACAGCAGCCGAGCUCUUGAUGUUCAGUUUCUGGACUCUGGCACCAUAACAUCUGUCAAAGUGUCUGAGCUCAGAGAAAUCCCCCCUCGCUUUCUACAAGAAGUUAUUGCAAUACCACCUCAGGCAAUAAAAUGCUGUUUAGCAGAUCUCCCACAGUCUAUUGGCAUGUGGACACCAGAUGCUGUGCUUUGGUUAAGAGAUUCUGUUUUGAAUUGCUCAGACUGUAGCAUUAAGGUUACAAAAGUGGAUGAAACCAGAGGGAUCACACAUGUUUAUUUAUUUACUCCUAAGAACUUCCCUGAUCCUCAUCGCAGUAUCAACCGCCAGAUUACAAAUGCAGACUUGUGGAAGCAUCAGAAAGAUGUGUUUUUGAGUGCCAUAUCCAGUGAACCUAGCUCUCCCAGUAGCAAAAGUGCUAACACCCCCAUUCUGGGCAACACUGGAGAGAAUUUCAGGAAGAGCCUCACAGAUAUCAUCAAAAAAUCCGUAGUAGACCAUAAGAGCUCUUUCUCCAUGGAGGAACUUCCUCCUCCCGUCCUCUUGUCAAAGCCAGGGGAACACAUGGAUGUCUAUGUGUCUGUGGCCUGUCACCCAGGCUACUUUGUCAUCCAGCCAUGGCAAGAGAUACAUAAAUUGGAAGUUCUGAUGGAAGAGAUGAUUCUGUAUUACAGCGUGUCAGAAGAGCGCCACAUAGCGGUGGAAAAAGACCAAGUGUAUGCUGCAAAAGUCGAAAAUAAGUGGUAUAGGGUACUUUUAAAAGGAAUCCUCACUAAUGGAUUGGUAUCAGUGUAUGAGCUAGACUACGGCAAGCAUGAAUUAGUCAACAUAAGAAAAGUACAACCCCUGGUGGACAUGUUCCGAAAGCUACCAUUCCAAGCAGUCACAGCUCAACUUGCAGGAGUCAAGUGCCUCCAGUGGUCCGAGGAGGCUUCCAUGGUGUUUCGAAAUCACGUGGAGAAGAAACCUCUGGUGGCAUUAGUGCAGACGGUCAUCGAAAAUCCGAACCCAUGGGACCGGAAAGUAGUGGUCUACUUAGUGGACACGUCACUGCCAGACACAGAUAUCUGGAUUCAUGAUUUUAUGUCAGAGUAUCUGGUAGAACUUGGAAAAGUUAAUUAAUCACUGCUUCUGAGACCUUGACAACUAAUUCAGAUUUUUCAGCAAUAACAAAAUGUAGUAGGCUUAAAAAAGAAUCUUAUCUCUACUACAUGGCUCUAGCUACUAGGAGCACUGAAAAGAAUAUACUUAAGUUUGAUGGAAGAUAUUUAACAAGUUUUGUUUUAACAGAGUUGACUUUUCAAAGAAAAUUGCACUUGAAUUAUUACUAUAAUAUUAGAAUAAAAAUGUUUAUCAAUAUAA